UCAUCAGAUUUCAAAUCGAAAACAUAUCUCUUCAUAUCAAUUUCUAAAAUCUCCUUCAGUUUUUCAUCAAUUUAUCAAAACAAUGUCAGGAAGAGGCAAGGGAGGAAAAGGAUUGGGCAAAGGAGGAGCAAAGAGGCACAGAAAAGUGUUGAGGGACAACAUUCAGGGAAUCACAAAGCCUGCAAUUCGGCGUUUGGCUCGUAGGGGAGGAGUAAAGCGUAUAUCUGGUUUGAUUUACGAGGAGACUCGUGGAGUGUUGAAGAUAUUUUUGGAGAAUGUGAUUCGUGAUGCUGUGACUUACACUGAACACGCUAGGAGAAAGACUGUUACUGCUAUGGAUGUUGUUUAUGCACUCAAGAGACAGGGUAGGACUCUCUAUGGAUUUGGGGGUUAGAUUUGUGAAAUUAGGGCUUUUGAGGGUAAUGAUUGUAGAUCUUUUUAUCAUUUGUUGUGGAUUAGAAUUUCUUAGUUUUUGUUUGAGCUUGGUAAUGUAAUUCUCCGUUACAUAUUGAAGAAAUAGUAAUUGGCAAAAGAUUUGCUCAAUACUCA
Nicotiana attenuata is the source of this 549-nucleotide messenger RNA. RefSeq names its product histone H4. The transcript has a single exon. Gene Ontology annotation, molecular function: structural constituent of chromatin; protein heterodimerization activity; DNA binding. Lineage: Eukaryota; Viridiplantae; Streptophyta; Magnoliopsida; Solanales; Solanaceae. Gene Ontology annotation, biological process: nucleosome assembly. The coding region runs from base 83 to 394 and encodes 103 amino acids. The record is from RefSeq and is a predicted model, not a curated record. Gene Ontology annotation, cellular component: nucleosome.